AUGUCCAACAGCAGCUCCCUCAAAGAAUUCCUGCUCAAGCCAUUCACAGACACACGGGAGCUGCAGCUCUUGCACUUCUCGCUCUUCCUGGCCAUCUACCUGGCUGCCCUCCUGGCCAACGGCCUCAUCAUCACAGCCGUAGCCUGCGACCACCGCCUCCACACCCCCAUGUACUUCUUCCUCCUCAACCUCUCCAUCCUCGACCUUGGUGCCAUCUCCACCACUGUCCCCAAAUCCAUGGCCAAUUCCCUGUGGAACACCAGGGCCAUUUCUUACUUGGGAUGUGCUGCCCAGGUCUUUUUCUUUGUCUUCUUUAUCUCAGCAGAGUAUUGUCUCCUCACAGUGAUGGCCUAUGACCGCUACAUUGCCAUCUGCAGACCCUUCAACUAUGCAACCCUCAUGGACAGCAAAGUGUCUGUCCAAAUGGCCGCAGCUGCCUGGGCCAGUGGUUUUCUCUAUGCUCUCCUGCACACCGGGAACACAUUUUCCCUACCCCUCUGCCAAGGCAAUGUGGUAGAGCAGUUCUUCUGUGAGAUCCCCCAGAUCCUCAAGCUCUCCUGCUCACACUCCUACCUCAGGGAAGCUGGGGUUAUUGUGGUUAGUGGCUUUUUAAUCUUUGGGUGUUUCAUUUUCAUCGUGAUGUCCUAUGUGCAGAUCUUCAGAGUGGUGAAGAGGAUCCCCUCCGAGCACGGCCGGCACAAAGCCUUCUCCAUGUGCCUCCCACACCUGACCGUGCUCUUCCUGCUUAUCAGCACUGUGUUGGUUGCCUAUCUGAAACCCCCUUUCAUCUUCUCCCCAUCUCUGGAUCAGGUGCUGGCUGUUCUGUACUCGGUGUUGCCUCCAACAGUGAACGCCCUCAUCUACAGCAUGAGGAAUAAAGACCUCAAGGAGACACUGAAGAUUCUGAUUCAAGGGAUUCUACUUGAGAAGGAAUGA
Tinamus guttatus (white-throated tinamou) is the source of this 936-nucleotide messenger RNA. NCBI's taxonomy places the organism in Eukaryota, Metazoa, Chordata, Aves, Tinamiformes, Tinamidae. The record is from RefSeq and is a predicted model, not a curated record.